Messenger RNA from Cheilinus undulatus (humphead wrasse), 231 nucleotides. RefSeq names its product guanine nucleotide-binding protein G(I)/G(S)/G(O) subunit gamma-7-like. Gene Ontology annotation, biological process: G protein-coupled receptor signaling pathway. Gene Ontology annotation, molecular function: G-protein beta-subunit binding. The transcript has 2 exons. NCBI's taxonomy places the organism in Eukaryota, Metazoa, Chordata, Actinopteri, Labriformes, Labridae. Gene Ontology annotation, cellular component: heterotrimeric G-protein complex. The record is from RefSeq and is a predicted model, not a curated record. Bases 10 to 231 code for a protein of 73 amino acids.
CUAAAGGUGAUGUCAGGAAAGAUGUGCAGCAGCAGUAACAGCGUCGUUCAGGCUCAGAAGCUGGUGGAUCAACUUCGAAUGGAGGCGGGCAUGGAGAGAAUCAAGAUCUCACUGACCGCUGCAGAUUUGGUCCGUUACUGUCAGGAGCACAGAAGAAGUGAUCCUCUGCUCACCGGCAUUGCCGCCUCGUCCAAUCCUUUCAAAGAUAAGAAGACCUGCGUGCUGCUUUGA